AUGUGAAAGCAGCCGAAAUUUAGUCUAUCAGGAUCUUCUCUGGUCUGUGCUGGUCCUGAUCAUGGGUUUUUCUCUCUACCUCCUGAUUCUACUUUCUCUCCUCUCUCAGUCCACAGCUCAGUGGUGUUACCAGAGCCAGUACUCCUGUGAUGACACGUGCAGAGAUCCCAGCCACUGGGCAGCUCAGUUUCCCAGCUGUGGAGGAUUACGCCAGUCACCGAUUAACAUUGUCACCAGUAAAGUGCACGUCAACAGCGCCCUGCCUCCCUUCAACUUCAUUGGUCACACCGACACAAUCAACAUUACAGUGGAAAACAAAGGACACUCUGCUCACUUUCACUUACCACAGUCGGUCCGACUGACUGGAGGAGCUCUGCCCGGUCACUACAGAGCCGCCCAGUUUCACUUCCACUGGGGAGGGAAUGGGAGACCAGGAUCCGAGCACACCAUCGAUGGAGAGAGAUUCCCCAUGGAGCUGCACAUUGUCCACAUCAAGGAGCCGUACGGUUCUCUGGCAGAGGCAGAACAUGACAUGGCGGGUAUAGCUCUGCUGGCCUUCCUGUUUGAGGAAUCAACAGAGGAUCAUCCUCCUUUGGACACAGUAAUAGCUGCUUUGGGCCGAGUACAAAACAAUGGCAGCAGCACAGUGAUCCCAAACUUUCGACUCAGUGACAUUAUCCCAUCUUCAAAGGACCUCCACAGUUACUACCGCUAUGUGGGCUCCAUGACAACCCCAGGAUGUGAACAGGCAGUUGCCUGGACGGUGUUUCACAGGACCCUGGCCAUCAGCAGCCGACAGCUGGAUGCAAUAGUUAAGCAGUGUCAGUUCUGGACUGGACAGCCCAUGAUCGACAUCUUCAGACCCACGCAGCCUCUGGAUGGCAGAGUCGUGUACCGCUCCAAGGCCAGUGCAGCUCUGACGAGUGUGAUCCACUUGUGGUUCGGCGUUUUCUCAGCUGUGCUCGGUACAACGGGUUUGAUGCACUGACUCGACACACGAAAACACCUGAUUUAAGUGGCAAAAGCUACUAUAUGUGCAAAGGCAACUUUUUACCUGUGUGCUAGUAAAACAACCAACUGUUCAUUAUGUUUGGGUUCAGGUUAACAUCCUGCAGCAUGCAAGAGCUAGGAAGCUUUACCUCAACAGCCUCACACCUUAUUUUUUGGCAUCUUUAAGGGUCAAUAUUUUUUAUUCUUUACAUUACUUUACAACUUUAAUCUUUAACCUUUUCAAUAAGACACAGGAGUGAUGGAUAGAAAUGUAGAAUUAGGAGUUCACAAUAGGAUUUUUUUCUUUCUUAUGGCUGCGUAUAAGCUUAGGGACUUUCCUUACACAUUAACUGUUAUUCUGCUAUUUCCUCCUAACUUGUCAUGUAUAUUGUUCCCUGUAAUGUUCGGAUGAUUUAACGUAGAAGAAAGAUUAGACGAUACGAUUUUUCCUAAAUCAAUUGUACACUUGUUUGUACAGUACAUUGUAUGAUUUAUGUUCUGAAUGUACAUAAAUACCUGUGAUGCUCUGCCAGAGAAACAACCUCUUCCUCUCUUUAAGUGCUUCAUGCAUUGCUUUGUAUAUAAUCAACAUUCAUGAGAUUAAAACUGGGGAGAAAUUUCCUAUAAAAACCAAUAAAUGGACAGUACAACCCAGUGAAUCUAUCUGAACCCUUGUAGGAUUGCAAAUGAGCCUUAAUUAACUUCACGUUGGGAAAGCACUGACUGAGCUUAUCAGGGAUGACACCAAUCAUUGAUUUCAUGUUAGCAAAUCAGAAACUGAUCUCUGAUUGUUUCUGUUUGUUGAGCCUGAUUACAGAAGGUUUCUGUACAGAUGUCCUAACAAAGCCUGCACAUUUGCCUCAAACUUUCCUCCAAAAUUGUCUAUAGAAAUAAAUUUGCCUUGUCUUGC
Messenger RNA from Seriola dumerili (greater amberjack), 1900 nucleotides. It is a transcript of the gene ca4c, whose product is annotated as carbonic anhydrase 4-like. Bases 62 to 988 code for a protein of 308 amino acids. Gene Ontology annotation, cellular component: plasma membrane. The record is from RefSeq and is a predicted model, not a curated record. The transcript has 8 exons. Gene Ontology annotation, molecular function: zinc ion binding; carbonate dehydratase activity. NCBI's taxonomy places the organism in Eukaryota, Metazoa, Chordata, Actinopteri, Carangiformes, Carangidae.